AUGAUCCGACCCGUGGACAGGACAAUGAGCACGGGCGCGUCCGAUGCGCUGCCGCGCGCCUCGAGCAGCAGUUCCCUCAGCGAGCGCUCUCCGCUGCUGCGGGCGCUCGACCGAGGCGCCUCCUCGUCCUGCGAGGACUUCUACAUGUCCGUGCCGGCCCUGCCGAGCGACAGCGGCUGCCUCUCGGACAGCGGCCAGUUCCAGCCGGUGGUCUUUGCCGAGAAGGCGCUGGCUACGCUGCUCGACGGCGUGCUGCUGUACGCAUUGGGCUGCAUCGUGGGCGUCGCGCUCGUGUCGCUCAACUUUGAGGGCGUGCUGGGCCCGCGCGUGAACUGGUGGCUGGUCUUUCUGCCGUUUUGGCUGGCGAAUGGUGCGCUGCUGUACGCGCACGUGACGUCGACGCGUCACGCGGUCACGUUGCGCCGCUGGGCCGAAGUCGAGUCGAUGUCAAAUGAGCCGCUGCUACCGCUCCUUCGACGGAUUGUGCUUGUGUACGCCAUUAGUUUUCCUUUGACAGUGCUGUUGCUCUGGAGCGAAUUGGCAUUCUGCGCGAGUCUGCAGCACCACACGGCCACGAGUCUCUAUGCCUGCUACGCGCCGCUGAUGGUGAUCCAAGUGGCCUUUGUGGUACGAUACCUGCUCUGUCGAUCGGACAGCACACUGCCGGGAGUUUGCUGGGCACUGCUGUUUGUCUUUACGUUGCUGCUGGCGUACCAGACGGACAUGCAGCGUCGGGUGGAGAUACUAGAGAUAGCACGACCACCCGUGUCGUGGUGGAUUGUGUUUGCGCCAUUUUUCGCCUUUGAGCUGCUCAUGGCCGGGUCGUUGUUGCGUGUGCUGUACAACGAAUUCUCAGGCAUUUACCGGCUUACUCGCUGGCAGCUGGCAGCAAGUGGGCUCUAUACGCUGGCGCUAGUAACAGGCACCAGUGGCGAGCUCAUGCUGCUGAAGCAAGUGGAUUACCACUGGGGGACCUUCACUCUUCCGUCUGGCAUGAUGUUUGUCGGACUCGUAUGUGCAUGUGUGGCCAUGUACAUUGUAGGUCGCCAUCAUGUGGAAGAGCUCAUGGCCUCUAAGGGCGGUGCGGUUCCUGUACCGUUAACGCGGACAGCGGAUGGCUGGAUCACUAGUCAUGCUAUCGUGGAGCAGUGGGUGCUUUUGGGAGAUAUCACCCUGACUCCGCAGGGACUACGAGUCCGCAACCGAAAGACGAGAAGUAAUCUGGGUGCGGAGUCGGAAGCAGCAGGUAGCCACAUCCUGCGGCAAAUGAAAGGUCUUUUGACCCGGGCCACAUCGGAAGAAAACAUCGGUGACAAUGACCCGGAGCGCCGCAUUUGUAAGGUGCUGCGAAAGACUUCCGGCAGCUACAGUGACAUCACGGUGGAGAUUGUCGAUACACCAAAGACAGCCAAUGUUUUAUCUCUUGGCCGCUUAGGCGUUUAA
Molecule: messenger RNA, 1443 nt
Organism: Hyaloperonospora brassicae
Lineage: Eukaryota; Oomycota; Peronosporomycetes; Peronosporales; Peronosporaceae
Source: the annotation of a GenBank genome assembly